Messenger RNA from Scleropages formosus (Asian bonytongue), 3374 nucleotides. It is a transcript of the gene etv5a, whose product is annotated as ETS variant transcription factor 5a. Gene Ontology annotation, molecular function: DNA-binding transcription factor activity, RNA polymerase II-specific; sequence-specific DNA binding. Bases 200 to 1765 code for a protein of 521 amino acids. Gene Ontology annotation, biological process: cell differentiation; regulation of transcription by RNA polymerase II. NCBI's taxonomy places the organism in Eukaryota, Metazoa, Chordata, Actinopteri, Osteoglossiformes, Osteoglossidae. The transcript has 13 exons. Gene Ontology annotation, cellular component: nucleus. The record is from RefSeq and is a predicted model, not a curated record.
AAAGCUUAUUCAAGUUCUGGCAGCCAGAGCGUGCGCAUCAUUUCAUCGGCUGGGGCGCGCUGGAUAUAUAUAAAUCCACUUUUUUUUUUUCUCACGAGGAAAAGGGAAUUUAAAAAAAAAAAAACAACGGGCUCAGAUAGAGGAAACAAGUGAGACAUCUAGAUAUAAAGCUGUGGCUUUAAGCAAAGAUCCACACACCAUGGAUGGCUUUUAUGACCAGCAAGUCCCUUUUUUGGUUCCUCCCAAUAAAUGUCACGUGGAACAACCUAGUGAGAGACCAUGUGGUGACAGGAAAAGGAAGUUUGCCGACACUGAACUUGCACAGGACACAGAAGAGCUCUUUCAGGAUCUCAGUCAGCUGCAGGAGAUCUGGAUUGCAGAAGCCCAGGUUCCUGAUGACGAACAGUUUGUCCCAGAUUUCCAGUCUGAUAACUUGAUGUUCCAUGGGCCCCCUCCAACGAAAAUCAAGCGCGAGCUUUGUCCCGCCGAAGAGCUGUCCCCCUGCCGCCAGGAGCAGAGCCUGACACCCUGUGCAGAGAAGUGCCUUUACAGUUACAGUGCCUAUGACAGGAUGCUUGGUGCUGGGUUCAAGCCGCUGACUCCUCCCUCCACGCCAGUCUCCCCUUGUGGCUCCACACACACUCCGGGUGUGCACACGCUCCAGGAGCAGCCUCUGACCUCGGUCUCUGCCCAGACGCCAGGGCCGCGUCCCAUGCACAGGCAGCCUGCUGCUCCCAGUGUGACACACAACCAGAGGACACUCCCAAUGAGCGGACAGGCGACACUUUUUGCAGUACCUCGCCCACCAGUCAGUCACUCCGGCACCUACAGUUCAGACCACAGGUUUCACAGACAACUCUCAGAACCCUGCCUGCCGUUCCCGCCUUCGGAGGCCCAGGGCUGCUCCUCCUACUCCUCCCCGGUCCCCAGCACCUCACCUCGCGAUGGACGGCCCCCCUACCACAGACAGAUGUCCGAGCCCCUUGUCCCUGUGCCUCCCCAGGGCUUCAAGCAGGAGAUGCAGGACCCCCGUUAUCUAGAGCAGGGUGUCCCUACCAUGGGGCUUCCUCAGCCCACCUUUCCCUCCUUGCCCAUCAAGCAGGAGCCCAGAGACUUCUGCUUUGACUCCGAAGUGCCUAACUGUCAGUCUUCAUUUGGGAGGGCAGCAGGAUUCUACCAAAACAACCAUGAUGGUUUCGCCUUCGACAGAGAGCAACACCUCUACUAUGAUGACACGUGUGUGGUCCCUGAGCGACUUGAAGGCAAAAUAAAGCAGGAGCCCUCAGCGUUCCGUGACGGCCCCCCAUACCAGCGGCGCGGCUCUCUGCAGCUCUGGCAGUUCCUGGUCACCCUGCUGGAUGACCCCAGCAACGGUCACUUCAUCGCCUGGACUGGCCGUGGCAUGGAGUUCAAGCUCAUUGAGCCAGAGGAGGUUGCUCGGCGCUGGGGCAUCCAGAAGAACCGGCCUGCCAUGAACUAUGACAAGCUGAGCCGCUCAUUGCGUUACUACUAUGAGAAGGGCAUUAUGCAGAAGGUUGCUGGGGAGAGGUACGUCUACAAGUUUGUCUGUGACCCAGAGGCCCUCUUCUCCAUGGCCUUUCCUGAAAACCAGCGGCCCAACCUGAAAGCUGACGCAGACGGCCUGCCGGGGGCCGAGGAUGACACGUUUCCCCUGACUCACUACGACGAGAGCACAUCUUACCUGGCAGAUGGGGCGGAGCAGUGUGUGUCUGGACUGCCGUUCCCUGAUGGCUUCGCGUACUGAUCUGGUGGGCCGGGUCCAAGCCCAGAGCCCAAGCUCACUGAGCAAGCUAGGAGAUUCGACCUUAUGCUCCUGCUUCUCGUGACUUGUCACCCCUUCCCCCUCCCCUUCCUUGCACACUCCAGAGAGAAAGAAGAACCUACCAUCCACUCCCACUUUGCCAUCAGCCAGUAUGCUGGGUCUGAGACAUGAUGGACAGACUGGGCACAGCUGUCUGCAGCUUCCUUUUGGAAAGGAGGGCAGGUCUUACUAUGGGGAGUAGGCGCAAGGCAGACAGGGCCCCCCAUGGACGGUUGCCAGUUCCUUUCUCUGUUGACUACCAGAAUUGUGGCAAUUCUGUACUGACAAUCUGCUUUUCUAGAAGCAUACAUAAAAUUAUUUAAAGAAGAGAAAAAUGCAGCACUACGCUACACUGUAAUUGCCUUUUGGUCUCCAACUGAUUUUUACAUUUCUGAAUAUAAAAAGCUUCAGAACUGCAUCACGCUCAUAAAAUCUUUUAAUAGACGAAAGCUGUCAUUGAUCUGUUUUAUGCAGUUAAACUGCUUUCUAAAGCUUUUAUAUUUUUAUGUUGAUCAGGUAUAAGUCAUUCUCCUGACCUAACCAGAAGGGUGUUCCUCCAGUUUGCUGAUGCAUGUUUUAUUUUUGUUUUUAUUUCAAAGUGCAAUGUUUUUUUUUUUGGUUGGUGUUUUUUGGGUUUGUUGUGCUGCAUUAAAAGUCUCUCAGACCAGAGCUGUUACGCACUCUUCUGCAUCGAACACUCGAUCUGUCACAGAGGGCUCUUGGGCAACCUGUGCGUCCCAGUGUCGGUCCGUACACAUCUGUGUGACUUUGGAGUAACGCAGCAGCCCGUCAGUGCUCCGGGAGAGAGGCGCAAGCAGCAUUUGAACUUUAUUCCUUUCAGUUCUUGUGUGACUUCAAAAAGGGAUGCGUAAAAAAAAAAAAAAAAAAAACUAUUUUCAUCCCAUAAACGUUUUGACUUCAUGUACAUGUAAAAGGUAUAUAUUAAAGAACACGAUGGUCACCUUUUGUAGGCUUUUUGUAUUUAGACUUUUUCUUUGGCACUGUUCUCAACUGAGGUUUUGGAACAUUGCGCUUGAGUACAGGAGCUUCAGAGACCCAUUGAAAGGAACUGAUUUCUGUCUUUUUACUCUGCAACUCACACUGAAGAGCACCUGCUACUUUCAGUUGCACUGAGUUCUCCACAGGUAACUAAGUAACAUAUCGCUUUACUUUGGAUUUCAGAAAUUCUCUGCAUUUAUAUAUUUUUUUUUUUUCUUUUUCCUAGUGGGGUGGAGAAUGAGACAAAGGUAUAUAAAUAUAUUUUUGCAAACUGCAUCUGUUUGAUCUGUUGUAUGUACUGUAUAAUUCUGCCAAUUACAGAUAUGUAUCUUUUGUACUUCGUCAUACUUGUGACGAAGUGAAUAUUGCUAAGACUGCAUCUUGCUCGGGGGGGGGGGGGUCCUUAUCGUGGGAGUUUGAGUCUGAGAAAGCCUCGUCUUAGUUGUCCUACCAUGGUGGGGCUCCACUGCGCUUAUACAGGCUUUGUUCCCCUCACAUCGUGUACCUUACACUGCUGAGUUUAUAAUCUGUACUGGGUACAAUAAAUCUUUAC